CAAAAUAAACAGAGAAGUUAAUUUAAGAGGAGGAGCAAAAAAGUGGUUGUACUUCAAGCAACAUAAAAGGAGCCAAGCGUCGUCUAAAUUACUUGUUAGAAGUAAGGUAUUUGUUAAAGAAGAAGAAAGUUAAAAGAAAUUAAUGGAAGGAUUGGAUUACUUGAGUGAUGAAAGGAAGAAGGCGGAGUUCGAUGUGGAAGCCAUGAAAGUAGCAUGGGCUGGCUCUCGUCAUGAAUUUCAAGUUGCCGAUCGCAUGGCUAAACUUGUUGCUAAUGAUCCUGUCUUCGAGAAAUUUAACAAGCCUAUGCUUGGUCGGAAAGAAUUGUUCAAGAAUGCUCUUAGAAAAGUAGCUUAUGCAUGGAAGUUGAUCAAUGAUCUUCGCCUAUCUGACGAAGAGGUCAAAUGGUUGCGAGAAUAUAUCGACGAACAUAAUUACACUGAUCUUCAUUGGGAAAUGUUCGUCCCAUCCCUGGAGGGGCAGGGCACAUUGGAACAAAAAAAUAAAUGGUUGCCACUAGCCAAAACAAUGCAAAUCAUUGGCACUUAUGUUCAAACAGAACUUGGUCAUGGUUCCAAUGUUCAAGGACUUGAGACAACUGCAACAUUUGAUCCCCAAACCGACGAGUUUGUAAUUCAUAGUCCUACAUUAACUUCAAGCAAAUGGUGGCCUGGUGGAAUGGCUAAAGUGGCCACACAUGGUAUUGUUUAUGCACGCCUCAUAAUCGACGGUCAAUAUUAUGGAGUUCAUGGUUUUAUCGUCCAACUAAGGAGCUUGGAGGAUCACUUGCCUCUUCCUGGCAUUACUGUCGGUGAUAUCGGGCUGAAAUUUGGACACGUGGCAUAUAACACCAUGGACAAUGGCGUGUUAAGAUUUGAUCACGUACGUAUUCCAAGAAACCAAAUGUUGAUGAGGGUGUCACAGGUUACAAAGGAAGGAAAAUACAUGAAAUCUAACGUUCCUCGACAACUCAGUUACGGAACUAUGGUUGGUGUUAGGCAAAAGAUUGUUUUUGAUGCUUCCACGGCAUUGUCUCGUGCAGUUUGUAUUUCUACAAGAUAUAGUGUUAUCCGUAGACAAUUUGGGUCACAUAAUGGCGGACCCGAAACCCAGGUGAUUGAUUAUAAAACUCAGCAAAAUAGACUCUUUCCUUUGCUGGCUUCCGCUUAUGCCUUUAGAUUUGUUGGUCAAUGGUUGAAAUCGUUGUAUAUCGAUGUGAAGCAAAGAUUAGAUGCUAAUGAUUUCACGACUUUACCUGAAGCCCAUGCAUGUACUGCAGGUUUGAAAUCGUUGACGACUGCUGCAACAGCUGAUGGAAUUGAGGAAUGUCGAAAACUAUGUGGUGGUCAUGGCUACCUUCUUAGUAGUGGGCUUCCUGAUUUAUAUGCAGUUAACGUUCCCGCUUGUACAUAUGAAGGGGAAAAUGUUGUCCUCCUGCUGCAGGUUUCAAGGUUUCUAGUGAAGACAGUCUCAGAGUUGAAGUAUAAACAGCCAGUUGGGACAACAGCUUACCUGGGACGUGCGACAGUUUUGAUGCAAAAGAAUUGUGUCGUUCAAACUUCUGAGGACUGGCUAAACUUUGAUGAAAUAUUGAAAGCGUUUGAAGCAAGGGCUGCUAGAAUGAUUUUUGAUUGUUGUCAAAGGUUAGCCAAGUUUGAAAAAUCGGAAGAAGGUUUUGCUGAACUAUCACCUGAUUUAGUUGAGGCAUCACUUUCUCACUGCCAAGUAAUUGUGGUGUCCAAGUUCAUCGAGAAAUUGCAACAAGAUAUUCCUGGAAAAGGAGUCAAACACAUGUUAGAGUUGUUGUUUUACGUGUAUGCAUUGUUUCUUCUUCACAAGCAUCGAGGAGACUUUUUGGCCACGAGGUAUCUUACGCCCAAACAAGUCUCGCUUGCUAAUGAUCAACUUAAAGCUUUGUACUCUAAGGUACGUCCAAAUGCAAUAGCAUUGGUGGAUUCAUUUAACCACUCGGAUCACUACCUCAGUUCGGUUCUUGGACGUUAUGAUGGGAAUGUGUAUUCAAAACUAUAUGAGACCGCUAUGAAAGAUCCUUUUAAUGACUCAGUAGUAGCUGAUGGCAUCCAUGAAUAUGUCCAGCCAAUUUUGAAGCAAACGCUACACUCUGCUAAGCUAUAAAAUGUUAUUAUUAUGGUAAGAAUAAAGUCAAGAUUUGGUUUAAGGUAAUCCAAUAACAUUUGAGUUCAAGUUGGAAGAGCACGUCGUCUUUUAACCUUUUGUAACCAUUAUACGAAUAUAUGCUAAAAUGCUAAUGCGCGCAUAUAUGCUGAUCUCGUAAUGAAACAAUGGUAUCAUAGAUUGUAAACUAUAAGAUUUGCUUGCAUAAUAGCUAUGACGUUUUGAUUGUUGCGUUCCUAAA
Molecule: messenger RNA, 2375 nt
Organism: Erigeron canadensis
Lineage: Eukaryota; Viridiplantae; Streptophyta; Magnoliopsida; Asterales; Asteraceae
Product: peroxisomal acyl-coenzyme A oxidase 1-like
Exons: 15
Coding region: 143-2134 (663 amino acids)
Biological process (GO): fatty acid beta-oxidation using acyl-CoA oxidase; long-chain fatty acid metabolic process; lipid homeostasis
Cellular component (GO): peroxisome
Molecular function (GO): acyl-CoA oxidase activity; FAD binding; fatty acid binding
Source: RefSeq, a predicted model, not a curated record